AUGUAUAAACAUCUGAUAAUUUGCAACAUUUUGUUUAUUUCUUUUACAUUAGGAGAGGUAAUCCCUGUUUCUAAGGUCAGUGAUACGAAUCCGACGCUGAAUAAAAUAACUUCCGUAAGUAAAGAUACCGUUAAUCACACCCUAAUUACCGAGGGUGGUGCGAUUACAUCAAAUAAUUCUGUGACGCUGCCAAAAGAGAAUCAUACUCUGAUUAACAUAGAUAAGGAGCUCACUAUAAGUAAGCCAAAGUCUGUAGUUCCACGGAAAGGUGUUAAAUAUGAUGCAGCAGAUGACAUCAGCAAAUCAGGACACUUAUCAGAUGAAAGCUCAUCUACUAUUAAAAACCAAAAUAAUCUGAUAUCAAAGGUUACACUAGUAACACCUACUAGUGAUAACACGACAUCAGUCUCAAACGGAACAGAAAAGUUAAAUGUAACCAAAAUACUGAAACCGUUGGUUCUUUCGCAUGAAUCUCUAGCUAAAAUGGAUGAAAUAAACCAUGUACAUAUAGAAGAGGAUGAACCUGAUGUUAAAGUACAAGUGAUGAAGGCCGGCAGCCAUCCUGGCCUUAUAAUACCAAUCGUGAUAACCAUUUUAGUUGUACCCAUGUUUGCAGUUGUCGCGUAUUUGGCUCUCAAACGAGGAAAAGAAGCCUGGAAGAAUAGACACUACAAACGGAUGGACUUUCUACUAGAUGGGAUGUAUAAUGACUAA
This is a messenger RNA of Danaus chrysippus (African queen), 714 nucleotides long. NCBI's taxonomy places the organism in Eukaryota, Metazoa, Arthropoda, Insecta, Lepidoptera, Nymphalidae. The record is from the annotation of a GenBank genome assembly.